GCCCUAUUAGCCCAGUGGAAUCCCACCUUAGCCCGAUAGGUUAGUUCUCUCGCUGGACAGAGGAGGCGCUGCAGCGCAGGAGCACUGCUGCCGCCGCCGCUCGAUGGCCGCCGCCGCCGCAUCACCUUCUCUUCCGCCUCGCACUCAGCACCUCUCGGCCUCCCCUCCCUCGCAGCUUCUUGCCGUCCCAAUCAAGACUCGCCAAACCCCUCGAGCACGGUCGGAUGCGAUGGUCAGGUCGCCGGCGGCCCCAACCCCAACCCCCAGGUCGCCGGCGGCCCCAAACCCGAACUCCAGCUUGCCGGCGGCCCCAAACCCGACCCCCAGGUCGCAGGCUGCCCCAACCCCGACUCCCAGCUCGCCUGCUGCAGAUCUUGAGGAGCACAAGGUUACUAAUGAGCUCUUGCGUGCCAUAAAAAUUGAGAAGGCUAAUGACCCAGAUCUUGAAGAGCACAAGGGUGCUGGUGAGCUCCUUACGGAACCACCAAAGUGCAAGAAAAGGAAGCGAAGUAGGCAGAGUAGCGGCAAGCUUCAUGGGGAACACCAAGAAACGAACAAAGUCGUCAUAAAGCCGUCGACGUCCAAGAAAAAGAGGAAGGCAAGUGAAGGAAUGUGCACUAAUGCACCAGCACCGUUGUUUGGACCUUUGGCCGUUGACAUGGAUAAGCAGCCACCACCAUUGAAGAAAAAAAGGCUUAAUAAGAGAGAUGUUGCAACUAUACCAUCAUCCGGAUCUUUGCCCAUUGACAAGGAUAGGCAGCCAUCACCUGGAUCUUUGCCUGUUGACAAGGAUAAGCAGCCAUCACCUGGACCUUUGGCCGUUGACAAGGAUAAGCAGCCAUCACCUGGAUCUUUGCCCCUUGACAAUAAUACACAGCCAUCAUCUGGAUCUUUGGCCGUUGACAAGAAUAAGCAUCCAUCACUAUCCAAAAAAGUGGUAAGGUCUCCAGUCCUUAACAAUGUCGUAGUUUCAUUCUUAGCAAGAAGAGAAAAAAAGGCCAAGUCACUAGAGAGCUCUCCAACGUCACAGCCUUCACUGCUAGCUCUGUCACCCAAAGUAGCAAACAUUGGUUCACGCAGACCACGAAAAUUAAAAUCAAAAAUUUGGAAAGAGGCAAAACCAAUCUAUAUUGAUGGAAUGCUUGCACAUGGUCGUUGCAUUCAUUGCGACAAACUCUUCCCUGCCUCAAAAAAGUCAGGUACAAGUCACAUCGGUAUGGUUGCCAAGAUACGAACUGAUAGUGCAAUCAAUCCAGAGUGAAGUUUGACCAAGGGCGUGCACGUAGAGCACUGGCAAAGUUGAUUGUGCUACAUGAAUUACCUUUCAAUCUUGUUGAAUAUCCUGGCUUUAGGGUAUUGCAUGUUAGUUGUGCUGCACAUGUACUGAAUCUUGUGGUGCAAGAUGGGCUCGAUGUAAUGGCGUCAGUUGUUGAUAGAAUCAGAGAUUUAGUGCAGUAUGUCAGGAGUUCUCAAGGCAGAAUGGAGAAAUUCAAUGCGAUGAUUGCGUGGGUGGGACUUGCUUGUAAAAACCAUCCUUCGCCAGAUGUGCCUACCCGAUGGAAUUCAACGUACCUAAUGCUUGAAUCAUCAUUGCCGUUCAGAGCAGCGUUCGAAGCCUUGAAAGAAACUGACAAAGAUUAUCAAUUUGCUCCUUCAGCUAGUGAAUGGGAGAUGGCUGAAGCUAUUUGCCAUCUUUUGGGCGUUUUUUUACACAGCCACAAAGAAAAUCUCGGGUAGGACAUAUCCCACCUCUCACCUGUACUUCUAUGAGGUCUGGAAUGUGAAGCAGAUAAUGGAGAAAGAAGUCACAAGUGAAAAUCCUACCAUUGUUGCCAUGGUGAAAGAGAUGGAGGAGAAAUGGAUGAAAUAUUUUGAGGAGUCGUUCUUAACAAGUUGUCUGCCAGUGAUAUUUGAUCCGAGGUACAAAUAUGAAUAUGUUCACUUCCGACUGACCGCAGCUUUGGGUGGUGGCGCCGGGAAAUAUCUUACCAAGGUGAAUAGUGCGAUGAAGAUCCUAUUUGUUGAAUAUGCAUCUGAAUAUGAAAACACUUCUGAUGAAGGUGAUGAGGUUGCAGAGGA
This is a messenger RNA of Triticum aestivum (bread wheat), 2079 nucleotides long. Its product is annotated as flocculation protein FLO11. NCBI's taxonomy places the organism in Eukaryota, Viridiplantae, Streptophyta, Magnoliopsida, Poales, Poaceae. The coding region runs from base 104 to 1261 and encodes 385 amino acids. The record is from RefSeq and is a predicted model, not a curated record. The transcript has 4 exons.